AGAGCCAGAGCCCGGGCUUUGGCUCCAUCAGUCGAAUUCUUCCAGUGGCCUGAAGGCAAAAGUGUGUUUUUUAAUCGAAAAAAAAGAAAAAAUGAUUCUACCGGCGGUGUUCCUGUGCUUAAUUUCCGUCUCCCUGGCAUCGGACGAAGGAGCGUGUUACGUCACCAGUGAGAUGGAGGAUGAAUGCGGGUCGGUCUUCUACCCCAUCGUCAAGCCCCUUCUCAGAUAUUUUGAGGUUUGCCAGACGAAGGAUCGGAGGAACGCAGAGCUACAGGACUCACUGGAUGAAAUUAACCUCAAGUACUCAAAAUUGCUGGAGAAACAUGUAGAAGUUCAUGACAAGCUAAACGAAGAGAAUAUUAAAUAUCGUCAAUUACAAGAAAGCCAUACGGCAGCUCAGCGUGAAUAUCAUAAAGUUGAAGUUGAAUUCGCAGAGGUACGGGAAAAGUGGCAACUGACUAAUCGUGAAUUAGACAAAUCGCAGAAAAUCUUAAAUGAAACCAAUUUGAAAAAUGAACAACUUCAGAGUAGGCUAGUUAACGUAAAUCGGCAGAAUGCGAGGCUGCAGGGACAGAAUCAAAAUAAAGAUGAGGAGCUCCGAAGUCUUAGGGCACAAAUAUCUCAACAAGCAGCUCAAAUCACUCGGUUGCAGGACCAAACCUCUGAACUCGGCAAGCUGAAGGAUCUUUUCAGCGAAGAGAUAGCAAAGUUGCGAGAUGUUGUGAAAAGUGGAAGUGGAACUGAACCCAAUGAGGCAGAAAACAAUGCGACUAUUGCGGAAAGUGGAGUAUUGGCAAAAAAUGAAGCUACGAAUACUACUCACUUCAACUCAACUCAAGUUGAUCUUCCAGAUCGGUGUCCUUCAACACAAAAUGGAAUCUUUGUCUACCCAGAAAUCCAUUUCCCAGGAUUGGAACCCUUUCAAGUGGUUUGCUUCUCAAAUAAGGAUGUUGGAUCUGGAUGGAUGGAGGUUUUUUCUAAAUAUUAUUAUUCAACGAAAUUUAAUCAAACAUAUGAUCAGUAUUUAAACGGAUUUGGAGAUGUGAGGCAGCAACACUUCAUUGGACUUGAAAAAUUACAUAUUUUAACGAGCCAGAAGCCGCAUGAGAUGUAUAUUACCUAUUUUACACCUCCUUCUGCAGUCUUUAGAUUCUAUAGAAAUAUGCGAGUAAUAUGCGAGAACUUCGUUGUGGGCGACAGGAGCGAAGGUUACAGCCUGAAACAGAUUGACGGCUGUAGAGGAGAUACUUCCCUCUUCAAUCUCACUCAGGGAACAAAGUUCUCGACAUUCGAUCGCGAUCUGGAUGGAAAUCCGGAUCACAAUUGGGCACAAGAAUUGGGCCAUGGAUUCUGGUUUGGUUCUGAAAAGCCAAUUUGGAAUAGUAGGACAUCCUUUCGUUUAUAUAUCCGAAGGAAGGAUUGAUCUCCCAAGCAACCACCUUCAGAAGUGGAAUUUGGAAAUUAAAAAAUGAUGUCUGGAAUUUGGAAAUUUACAUAAUUUUAUGCAAUUUGUUGAAAAGUUAAAAAGGCUCCUGCAGUUCAUAAAUUGAACAUGAUUAAUAAAUUUCACUUUAAUUAAGUGUUUGGAUUAUAAAAAGUAAAAUAUAGACAACCGGUAAUCGGAUAUAAUGUAUUCUUUAACAAGAAAGGAA
This is a messenger RNA of Drosophila ananassae, 1652 nucleotides long. Its product is annotated as angiopoietin-4-like. The coding region runs from base 92 to 1423 and encodes 443 amino acids. NCBI's taxonomy places the organism in Eukaryota, Metazoa, Arthropoda, Insecta, Diptera, Drosophilidae. The transcript has 4 exons. The record is from RefSeq and is a predicted model, not a curated record.